AUGUCAGGUCUGCAGUGGGUGUACAAGUGGAUCUCAGAGUCCUAUGGGCUGAAGAAGGAGCUUAAUUCCGUCGCUUCUGAGCUGUCUGCACGGCAGGAGGAGAGUGAACAUUCUCAUAAACAUUUAAUUGAACUCCGCCGGGAAUUUAAGAAAAAUGUACCUGAGGAAAUCAGAGAGAUGGUGGCUCCUGUAUUAAAAAGCUUCCAAGCUGAGGUGGUGGCCCUUAGUAAAAGAAGUCAGGAAGCUGAGGCUGCUUUCUUGAGUGUUUACAAGCAAUUAAUUGAAACACCAGACCCUGUACCUGUAUUUGAGCCAACGCGCAGCCUAGACGACAGACUGCAGCCCCCCAGCUUCAACCCCAGCGGGCAUCCGCUGCGAGACCUCCACGCUUCGUGGAAGAGAAACCCCGAGCUCCUCAGCCCUAAAGAGCAGAGAGAGGGGUUGUCCCCAGCCGGGCCCACGCUGACCGAGGGGAGCCGCCUCCCCGGCAUUCCCAGCAAAGCCCUCCUGACAGAAACUUUGCUGCAGAGAAAUGAGGUGGAGAAACAAAAGGGCCUUCAAGAAGUACAAAUCACUUUGGCAGCCAGACUGGGGGAGGCAGAGGAAAAGAUCAAGGUCCUACAUUCAGCGUUGAAGGCCACGCAGACAGAGCUGCUGGAGCUGCGGCGGAAAUAUGAUGAGGAGGCGGCAUCCAAGGCAGAUGAAGUCAGCCUGAUCAUGACCAACCUGGAGAAAGCUAAUCAGAGAGCUGAGGCUGCCCAGCGGGAGGUGGAAAGUCUUCGGGAACAACUUGCCUCUGUCAACAGCUCCAUCCGCCUGGCCUGCUGCUCCCCCCAGAAUCCCAGUGGGGAUAAGGUGAACUUCACACUGUGCUCGGGCCCGCGGCUCGAGGCUGCCCUGGCCUCCAAGGAUCGGGAGAUCCUGCGGCUGCUGAAGGAUGUGCAGCACCUCCAGAACUCUCUGCAGGAGCUGGAGGAAGCCUCCGCCAACCAGAUUGCCGACCUGGAACGGCAGCUCACAGCCAAGUCCGAGGCCAUCGAGAAGCUGGAAGAGAAGCUCCAGGCACAGUCUGACUAUGAAGAAAUUAAAACAGAGCUGAGCAUCCUGAAAGCCAUGAAGCUGGCCUCCAGCACCUGCAGCCUCCCCCAGAGCCUGGCCAAGCCCGAGGACUCGCUGCUCAUGGCCAAGGAGGCGUUCUUCCCUGCUCAGAAGUUUCUGCUGGAAAAGCCAGGUCUCUUGGCCAGCCCUGAGGAGGACCCUUCGGAGGAUGACUCCAUCAAGGACUCUCUGGGCACAGAGCAGCCCUACCCAUCUCCUUCACAGCUCCCACCACCGCCACCACCAGGGCCGGAAGACCCCCUGUCCCCAGGCCCCGGGCAGCCCCUGCUGGGCCCUAGCCUGGGCCCUGAUGGCCCUCGAACUUUCUCACUGUCCCCUUUCCCCAGCCUGGCCUCAGGGGAGAGACUGGCAGGGGACGUGCUGCUGUCUAAGCACAUGAUGCCCCCGGCCGCCUUCAAGGGAGAGGCAGGCAGCCUGCUGGUGUUUCCCCCCACCUUCUACAGCGCCAAGCCCCCCACGGCCCCUGCUACCCCAGCCCCUGGCCCUGAGCCACCUGGGGGCCUGGAGCCGGCUGAUGGUGGCGGGGCCAGCACGGCUGGGGCAGGUGCCGGAGCAGAGGAGGAGCAGCUGGACACGGCGGAGAUUGCGUUCCAAGUGAAGGAGCAGCUGCUCAAGCACAACAUUGGGCAGCGGGUGUUCGGCCACUACGUGCUGGGGCUGUCACAAGGCUCGGUCAGUGAGAUCCUGGCCCGGCCCAAGCCCUGGCGCAAGCUCACGGUGAAGGGCAAGGAGCCUUUCAUUAAGAUGAAGCAGUUCCUGUCGGACGAGCAGAACGUGCUGGCUCUGAGGACCAUCCAGGUGCGGCAGCGAGGCAGUAUCACCCCAAGAAUACGCACACCAGAGACAGGCUCUGACGACGCCAUCAAGAGCAUCCUGGAGCAGGCCAAGAAGGAGAUCGAGUCACAGAAAGGGGGUGAGCCCAAGAACUUGACAGCCCCAUUGACCAUCACUAAUGGCACAGCCUCUGCCAGCACCUCAGAAGAUGCCAUCAAGAACAUUCUGGAACAGGCACGCCGGGAGAUGCAAGCACAGCAGCAGGCCCUACUGGAGAUGGAGGCAGGACCCCGGGGCCGCUCAGUACCUCCUUCACCCCCAGAGCGGCCCUCACUGGCAGCUGUGAGCCAGAAUGGGGCUCCAACCUACGUCAAGCAGGAGGACAGCAGUGGUAGCAGUGGCAGCGGGGGGACCAGCAGCAGUGCCACACAGACAUCCCUCACUGUCCUGUCUCCCGCUGCCUUUGUGCAGAGCAUCAUCCGGAAGGUCAAGUCAGAGAUCGGUGAUGCUGGCUACUUUGAUCAGCACUGGGCCUCAGACCGCGGCCUGCUCAGCCACCCCUACACCUCUGUCUCACCCUCACUCUCCUCCUCCUCCUCCAGCUACUCUGGCCAACCCAAUGGACGGGCCUGGCCCCGUGGGGAUGAGGCUCCCACAAUCCCUGAGGAUGAAGCGGCUGGGGGUGAGGACGAACCCCCAAAGUUGGGCGAGCUCAAGGCCGAGGGGGGCAUUUCUGAGUCAGGCAACAGCGGGCGGCUAGCCUACUACCCAACAUACGUGCCCCGCACACUGAAGCCCACCGUGCCGCCCCUGACCCCAGAGCAGUACGAGCUCUACAUGUACCGUGAGGUGGACACACUGGAACUGACGCGCCAGGUCAAGGAGAAGCUAGCCAAGAACGGAAUCUGCCAGAGGAUCUUUGGGGAGAAGGUGCUGGGUCUGUCACAGGGCAGUGUGAGCGACAUGCUGUCCCGGCCGAAGCCAUGGAGCAAGCUGACACAGAAGGGGCGGGAGCCCUUCAUCCGCAUGCAGCUAUGGCUCUCGGACCAGCUUGGGCAGGCCAUUGGCCAGCAGCCCAGCGCCUCACAAGCCAGUCCCGCCGAACCCAGGUCCUCACCGUCUCCACCCCCUAGCCCCACGGAGCCCGAGAAGAGCUCCCAGGAGCCCUUGAGCCUGGUAUUGGAGAGCAGCAAGGAGAACCAGCAGCCAGAGGGACGCUCCAGCUCCUCACUGAGUGGGAAGAUGUGCUCGGGCAGCCAGGCCACAGGGGGCAUCCAGGAGAUUGUGGCCAUGUCCCCUGAGCUGGACACCUACUCCAUCACCAAGAGGGUCAAGGAGGUUCUCACAGACAAUAACCUAGGGCAGCGGCUAUUCGGGGAGAGCAUCCUGGGCCUGACGCAGGGCUCCGUGUCCGACCUGCUGUCCCGGCCCAAACCCUGGCACAAGCUCAGCCUGAAGGGGCGGGAGCCCUUUGUGCGAAUGCAGCUGUGGCUCAAUGACCCCCACAACGUGGAGAAGCUGAGGGACAUGAAGAAGCUGGAGAAGAAAGCUUACCUGAAGCGCAGGUACGGCCUCAUCAGCACCGGUUCAGACAGUGAGUCUCCAACCACCCACUCCGAGUGCCCCAGCCCCUGCCUGCAGCCCCAGGACCUGAGCCUCCUGCAAAUCAAGAAGCCCCGAGUGGUGCUGGCGCCCGAGGAGAAGGAGGCCCUGAGGAAGGCCUACCAACUGGAGCCCUACCCCUCCCAGCAGACCAUCGAGCUCCUCUCCUUUCAGCUCAACCUCAAGACCAACACCGUCAUCAACUGGUUCCACAACUACAGGUCCCGGAUGCGCCGGGAGAUGUUGGUGGAGGGGACCCAAGAUGAACCAGAUCUCGACCCCAGUGCGGGUACUGGCAUCCUACCACCAGGCCACUCCCACUCAGACCCCACCCCACAGAGCCCCGACUCUGAGGCUGAGGACCAGAAGCCUACGGUGAAGGAACUUGAGCUCCAGGAGGGCCCUGAGGCGAGCAUCACUCCCCUGACUGCCCAGGACAGGGCCCCAGUGAGGAUCAAGCAGGAGCAGACUGAGGACAAUGCUGAGGAAGAGGCGGGCAGCCAGCUCCAGGACUCCGGGGAGCAGGACAAAGGCCACGGUUCUCCCAAAGAGAUGCAUCCAGACCCUUUCGGUAGUGAUGGGCUCCCAAAAGUGGCCCCAGGACCUCUUCUUCCAAGCGGGCCUACCCCAGACUGCCCCUUACUACAGCCCCCCCAGGAGAGCAGGGCAGGAGAGCAGCUACACCUGGACCCUCUAAGUUUUAAGUCGGCCUCAGAGUCCUCGCGCUGCAGCCUGGAGAUGUCACUGAACUCACCCUCGGCUGCCUCCUCACCAGGCCUCAUGAUGUCUGUGUCACCUGUACCCUCCUCCUCAGCUCCCAUCUCGCCAUCCCCACCCGGCGCCCCCCCUGCCAAAGUGCCGAGUGCCAGCCCCACUGCCGACACGGCUGGGGCCUUGCACCCCAGUGCCAAGGUGAACCCCAACUUGCAGCGGCGGCAUGAGAAGAUGGCCAACCUGAACAGCAUCAUCUACCGGCUAGAGAGGGCUGCCAAUCGGGAGGAGGCUUUGGAGUGGGAGUUCUGAAAGCAAGGGCAAGGGGCCAUCCUCACUCUUCACUCUCUCUCCCAGACAGGGCAGGGUACAGGAGGGAGGAACUCAACCACCAAAAUGUGGACAGCAGUGUUAUGCCACUUAACGUUUUUUUGUUGUAAUCCUAGUUCUAUAAGCUGUGAGCGAGCAGGUGGGGCAGAUGCCACUGCCUCCUCUUUUUGGCACGCCCGCCCCAGGGAGCACCCUCUUCUCUACUCUGGCCUCUCUGCAGGAGGCAAAGCAAAGUGGCGCCACAUUUUCACCUGGAAACUCCAAACUCUUUUAGAAAAAUAAAUAAAUAUUUAUAGACCUCUUUUAGAUAUUUUAAUAAAGGAUCCUUUGGAAUUUAUUCCCAGCCGAUGCUGUUUUGAUAUUAUAGAGAGUUAUAAAAUCAGGAUGCUGUCACAACUGUUGCGAAGUGUACACUGAAGUUGUGUCAUUUUUGCCACUAGAUGAGAUUAAAAGAAGACAAUUGUUCAAAGCCAUCACAAAACACUAUUAAGACUGACCAAAAUUUAGAUAACCUUUGAACCACGGUUUUUUCCCAUGUCUGUCUAUGAGACACAGCGCACUGCUCCUGCCCUUCCAGAAACCGUGCUGGAAAGAGAAAGUCCAAAAGACUCUAAACGAAAACCUCAAUGCUGUUGAGGAUGUGUUUCAUUCUGGUGGUCUGUUUUGCAACCUUGAUAACACAGAAUGUUGUGCCGUUGUAAAUGUUGUCGAGAUGUGGGCUGUGGCCGACUGUCCUAUCUGAGAUGUAACGUGGUACAAAAUGAACUGCCUGCACUCCCUCUAGUCAGAAACCUCUGGGCCGCAGAGGUUGUCCAGCUCGUCCGUUGUAGACAGGAUGUGUUUCCGGAUCCUAUGGAGGCAGGUGAUUGGAGGGUGGCACUUGAGCCAGGGUGACCCCAUUCCCCAACCUGAGUCAUGGCCACAGUCAGGAAGUCUCCCCCCUACUUUUCCAGAGCAAGACGGUGGCCGCCAUCUUCCCCUUUUGUGUUUUAAGGAAACAACAGCGUUGGUCACCCCACAAGCACCCAGCUGAGCUCUCGGCACCAAAAAGUAGAUUCAUCACACAGGGACCCAGGUCCCCUUCUCGCCUUCUCUCAAGUGGACCCCAGUGCUACUUCUGGGCGGUGUCUGCAACUCCAGGUCGAUGCAGAACAAGCGAGAAGGUUGAGUUUGCUGCAGCAUGACCUCCGUAGCCCAGUUUCCACAUCCACCCUCCUGCCUUCCACCACAUGACCUUUUGGGGAGCAAAGACUCAACCCUCCAAUUCAGAAGCCGUUCCUCCAGCAUCUUGAUGGUUUCUAGAGGGAGAGACCCCAAUCUGGAUGGGACAGCCACAAUAUUGGUUGUUGAAUCUCUCUCCUGAUUUUAUUUCUUAUCUUUUUCGAACUCUGUGGGAAGGCUGAGUUGGGUACCUCCCUACCUAAAUGCAGAAUGAUGAAGAAAAGGUGGCCAUAAUCGGUGCCUAUCCAUUGCCAGGGAGAGAGAUGGCUGACGGGGGUUUCAAGGAUGCUGAGAGCAUUUUGAAACCAGGCCAGUGAAACCUGAUGACCAGAAAGGGACAACUGAGGGCAGUUCCAGAUAUCUCAACUCUCAUGCACCCAGCCCAGGCUACAGUCUCCACGCCAGUCAAUGAAGAACCGCGCAAACCCUUCAGGAAAGUCUUUUCCGUACACCCAGGCUAUGCAUUGAAGAGUUUUCCACUGUAUACAUUUUUAUCCAGAUGAAGGUAUUUUUAUAUUUUGACAAUAGGAAACAGUGACCAAUUUUCAGAGUCAUCAAAUCUGGAACAAAUAAAACAGCUCCUUUUAGUCACCACUGCCCUGUCACAAGUAAGACACCAUGGGGGAACACACCACUUUUUACUGUUGAAACCCACACACCAUUGAAAUUCAGGCCUAUACACAGACUACAAUCCUUAGAAAAUGAAAUCUGGCUUUUGUGUGACGGGAUUUGAUUAAGCACUUAGUAUAGUCUUUUGAACACGGAAAUCCUGUUGUACUUAAAGCUAGUGGACCCGUGAACAGCUUUGUCAGGGUCAUGUCCUAUCACAGUGAAAACAAAACAAAAACCCACAAAACAGUUUCUAUGAGAAAUUGAUGAACUUUGUUUAAAAUUUUAAAAAAAGGGACACGUUCUGUAAAUGCGUCGCUCAAUACAGAAUUGUAUAAUAAGGUGUGGGUGUCCUGUUUGCU
Molecule: messenger RNA, 6728 nt
Organism: Myotis myotis
Lineage: Eukaryota; Metazoa; Chordata; Mammalia; Chiroptera; Vespertilionidae
Gene: CUX2
Product: cut like homeobox 2
Exons: 22
Coding region: 1-4518 (1505 amino acids)
Biological process (GO): regulation of DNA-templated transcription
Molecular function (GO): DNA-binding transcription factor activity, RNA polymerase II-specific; DNA binding
Source: RefSeq, a predicted model, not a curated record